AUGUCGACGUCCUCAGCAGCGCCCGAGUCAUGGAUCUCGAGCUUCUGCUCCCUAAUUGGACAUGAAUAUUUCGCGGAGGUUUCAGAGGAGUUCAUCGAGGAUGACUUCAAUCUCACGGGAUUGCAGACGCAGGUAGCCAUGUACAAAGAGGCAUUGGAGAUGAUCCUUGACGUGGAACCCGAGGAGGACGAUGAAGAUGAGGAAGAAGAGGACGAAGAAGACGAGAGUUUAAUCGGCGAGGGCGGCGAGGUAGCCGGACGCGAACGAAGACAUCAUAGCAGGAUGGCCAGUGACCUUUCGGUUAUCGAGUCCUCCGCAGAGAUGCUCUACGGGCUUAUUCAUCAACGGUUUAUAUGCUCCAGAGCUGGCAUGCAGCAGAUGAGCGAAAAGUACGAAUUGGGUCACUUUGGCGCCUGUCCGCGAACAAACUGCAUGCAGGCCAGGACACUACCGGUCGGGCUGUCGGACAUUCCAGGCGAGGAGACGGUGAAGCUGUUUUGCCCCGCUUGUCUCGACGUGUACGUUCCACCCAACAGUCGGUUCCAAACGGUCGACGGCGCCUUCUUUGGGAGGACGUUUGGCGCUCUCUUCCUCCUCACAUUCCCCGACUACGAUCUCACAAAACGAGGAGCAGACGUCAUGCAGGACAUCACCUCUCGGAUUUCCGGACACCCGGAGAUUCUGAAUGGCUUCUUUGCUAAGAACAUAGCUCCCGGACUUGGAGCGGGUCACGUGUACGAGCCCAAGAUAUACGGCUUCAGAGUCUCGGAGAGAGCGAGGUCAGGGCCGCGCAUGCAGUGGUUGCGCGAGCGUCCGGGAAAUAUCAACGAGCUGGACGAGGCUCGCUUGUUUGCCGAGCAGAACCCCGAUUCGGAGGACGAUGAAGGGGCCAACACCAAUGGGAGGGUGGCUGUUGUGAGGCGGCGAGCCCCUGGCAAUGCUCGCUUACGCCAGCGCCAACAGCAGCAGCAGCAGCAGCAGCAGCAAAGGCAGAAUGGGAGUCCCAUGGCGUUGUCGACCAAUGGGGCCGAAUCGGAGCUGUAG
Messenger RNA from Emericellopsis cladophorae, 1044 nucleotides. Its product is annotated as Casein kinase II subunit beta-like protein. Lineage: Eukaryota; Fungi; Ascomycota; Sordariomycetes; Hypocreales; Bionectriaceae. The record is from RefSeq and is a predicted model, not a curated record. Bases 1 to 1044 code for a protein of 347 amino acids. The transcript has 2 exons. Gene Ontology annotation, molecular function: protein kinase regulator activity. Gene Ontology annotation, cellular component: cytoplasm; protein kinase CK2 complex.